AAAAAUCUGAAACACUCCCAUGGCUUCGCUUCCUGUUCAAUUCACGAGGAAUCAUUUGUCUUCACCGUUUUUCUCCGUUAAACUCCGCCAUGAGCCAAGAUCUUUAGUAACAGUACAUUGCUCCGCUGGAGAAAACAGAGAAAAUGGUGAAGGUUUCAAGAAGAGUUUGUUGCCGAUAAAGGAGCUUGGAAGUAUCGCUUGCGCUGCUCUUUGUGCUUUCACUCUUACAAUAGCUUCUCCUGUAAUUGCUGCUAACCAGAGACUUCCUCCGCUAUCAACAGAACCAGACCGGUGUGAGAAAGCAUUCGUUGGUAACACGAUAGGUCAAGCAAAUGGGGUUUAUGACAAACCACUCGAUCUUAGGUUCUGUGAUUACACAAAUGAUCAAACUAAUCUCAAAGGAAAGACUCUCUCUGCAGCCUUGAUGGUAGGAGCUAAGUUUGAUGGUGCAGAUAUGACUGAAGUUGUUAUGUCAAAAGCUUAUGCCGUUGAAGCAAGUUUUAAAGGGGUGAAUUUCACGAAUGCAGUUAUCGAUCGGGUGAAUUUUGGGAAAUCGAAUCUGAAAGGUGCGGUGUUUAGGAACACGGUGUUAUCGGGUUCGACAUUCGAGGAGGCAAAUUUGGAGGAUGUUGUCUUUGAGGACACCAUCAUUGGUUACAUAGACCUUCAAAAAAUUUGUAGGAAUGAGUCCAUAAAUGAAGAAGGAAGACUUGUGUUGGGUUGUCGAUAGAGACAAGAGAAGGAUUUAAUUUGAAUGUAUUAUAAAUGUAAGAAUUGAGGUUUGACACAAAGAUGUAUGAAACAAAGUAAGUAAAUGUUGAAGGAUAGGAGUCAUGAGAGUUAUGUGGGGUUGUAUAAUCAAUUCUUGUAAAUUCU
Arabidopsis arenosa is the source of this 876-nucleotide messenger RNA. The record is from the annotation of a GenBank genome assembly. Lineage: Eukaryota; Viridiplantae; Streptophyta; Magnoliopsida; Brassicales; Brassicaceae.